AUGCCCCUCGACAGCAGCAGCACGCACCGGCGCCGCAGCGUCGCCGCACGCCUGGUGCGCCUUGCGGCUGCCGGCGUUGCAGCUGCUCUUGCUGUUGGCACCGCCGCCGCGUGGGCGCACGCCGCCGCGACGCCGCACCGCUGCAUCCACGACAAGCUGCAGGCCCGCGUGCGGGACUCCGCGGCGCACCGCCGCAUGCCACCCAGUGCGGUGUCCGCGGUGGGCCUGCCGUACAUUGCUCUCGAUGCCGCGGACACUGUCGCACGCGCCGCGGACUGGGGCACGCUGCGCAUCGCCGUCUCCACCGCAGACCUCACGGACCCCGACUACCACUGCACUCGCGUCGGGCAGCGUGUGAGCAACCACGCUGACGAGAUCGUCACCUGCACCGCCGAGGACGUGCUCACGGAGGAGAAGCGCGACAUCCUCGUCAGCUACCUCAUCCCGCAGGCGCUGCAGCUGCACGCGGAGCGGCUGAGGGUGAGGCAGGUGCAGGGCAGCUGGAAGGUGACCGGCAUGACGGGCGACGUGUGCGGCGAGUUCAAGGUGCCGAAGGCACACGUCACGGUAGGCGUCAGCAACGCCGACUUCGUGCUGUACGUCGCCUCGGUGCCGAGCGAGCCGGGCGUGCUGGCGUGGGCCACGACCUGCCAGGUGUUCUCGGACGACCAUCCAGCCGUGGGUGUCAUGAACAUCCCUGCGGCGAACAUUGUGUCGCGCUACGACCAGGGCACCACGCGCACCGUGACGCACGAGGUGGCGCACGCCCUCGGCUUCAGCAGCGUGUUUUUCGAGGGCACCGGCAUUGUGAAGAGCGUCACGAAUUUGCGCGGCAAGCCCUUUGCGGCUCCUGUGAUCAACAGCAGCACGGCGGUGGCCAAGGCGCGCGAGCAGUACGGCUGCCCCACCUUGGAGUAUCUGGAGGUGGAGGACCAGGGCGGCUCCGGCUCUGCUGGCUCGCAUCUUAAGGGGCGCAACGCCAAGGACGAGCUCAUGGCGCCUGCCUCGGCUGCAGGGUACUACACUAACCUGACCAUGGCCGUCUUCGAGGACCUCGGCUUCUACAAGGCGGACUUCACCAAGGCCGAGGUGAUGCCGUGGGGCCGGAACGCCAGCUGCGACUUCCUCACGAAUAAGUGCAUGGAGGACAACAUCACGCAGUGGCCGGAGAUGUUCUGCAACACCACGGAGAGGCGGUAUCGGUGCCCCACCGACCGGCUGAGGCUGGGGACGUGCGGUAUACGCACCUAUAGCACCCCGAUGCCGACGUACUUCCAGUACUUCAACGACACAUUCCUUGCAGGCUACUCAGCAUUCCUGGACUACUGCCCGUUUACCCUGGGCUACAGAAAUGGUGCUUGCAAUCAGGACCCAUCGACGGCACCUGCGCUUUUUAAGGAGUUCAGCGUCUUCUCCGACGCGGCGCGCUGCUUGGAUGGCGUCUUCCAGCCGAGGAACAGCACUACUCCUUCCCCUAAGUACAACGGCAUGUGCGCCAAAGUGAAGUGCGACAGAGCCCACCACACGUACAGCGUCCAGGUGCGCGGCAGCAGCGGCUACGUCGCAUGCACGCCAGGCGAGAGGCUGGACCUGGCCACCUUGAGCACCGCCUUCGUGGAAGGCAGCUACAUUAUGUGCCCGCCGUACGUGGAGGUGUGCCAGGCCAACAUCAAGGGAGUCAUAGACUUCGAGGGAGACGCUGCCGACACAGCGGCGAUGCGACGGUGGCGUGAAAGGAUGACUGCAUUGGCCACUGUGACGGCUGCGCUGCUGGGGAUAGUGCUCGCUGCCAUGGCAGGCCUCGCGGUGUGGCUGCUCCUUAUCACCAUCCCCUGA
This is a messenger RNA of Leishmania braziliensis MHOM/BR/75/M2904, 1836 nucleotides long. Its product is annotated as GP63, leishmanolysin. The transcript has a single exon. Bases 1 to 1836 code for a protein of 611 amino acids. Gene Ontology annotation, biological process: cell adhesion; proteolysis. NCBI's taxonomy places the organism in Eukaryota, Euglenozoa, Kinetoplastea, Trypanosomatida, Trypanosomatidae. Gene Ontology annotation, molecular function: metalloendopeptidase activity. Gene Ontology annotation, cellular component: membrane; cytoplasm. The record is from RefSeq and is a predicted model, not a curated record.